UCAGCCCUUAUUUGGGUGGUGAGAACAGCGGUGGUUUUCAACUUAACAGUGUGUGUAGGAGGAGCCAGAUCAGGAGCGAUGGCAAGUGGUGAGCGCAGGCACAGGAGAACUUGGCCCUGACUGUGGCGCCCUGGUCAGGUUACCAUGGCGACUGAUAUCACCAUGAAGACCCCCAUCUGUCUAGUGGAAAACUGGGAAGAGCAGCUGAAAGUGAAUCCCAUAGCUUUGGAGAUUCUUAACCAGAUAUCCCAACCUGUGGUGGUGGUGGCCAUUGUGGGAUUAUGCCGUACAGGAAAAUCCUAUCUCAUGAAUCGCCUGGCAAGACAGAACCAUGGCUUCCCUCUGGGCUCCACCAUAGAAUCUGAAACCAAGGGCAUCUGGAUGUGGUGCGUGCCCCACCCCUCCAAGCCAAACCACACCCUGGUCCUCCUGGACACUGAGGGCCUGGGCGAUGUGGAAAAGGGAGACCCUAAGAAUGACUCCUGGAUCUUUGCCCUGGCCGUGCUUCUGAGCAGCGCCUUUGUCUACAACAGCCUGGGCACCAUCAACCACCAGGCCCUGGAGCAGCUGUACUUUGUUACUGAACUCACAGAGUUAAUCAGGGCAAGAUCUUCUCCCCCAUCUGAUGAGGUAGAGGACUCCGCAGAGUUUGUGAGUUUCUUUCCAGACUUUGUUUGGGCUGUGCGGGAUUUCACCCUGGAACUGAACUUGAAAGGACAGCCCAUCACAGAAGACGAGUACCUUGAGAAUGCCUUGAAGCUGAUUCCAGAAACGAAUGCCAGAAUCCAAAAUUCCAACAAGCCUAGAAAAUGUAUCAGGUAUUUCUUUCCAGAACGGAAGUGCUUUGUCUUUGACUGGCCCACAAAUGAUAAAAAUGUCUUGGUCCAUAUGGACAAAGUGCCAGAAGACCAACUAGAAUUGAAUUUCAAGGUGCAGUCAGAAAAAUUCUGCUCCUAUAUCUUCACACAUGGGAAGACCAAGACCCUGAGACAGGGAAUCAUUGUCACUGGAAAUCGGCUGGGCAGUCUGGUGGAGAUGUACGUAGACACCAUCAACAGCGGAGCUGUCCCUUGCUUGGAGAACGCAGUGACGACUCUGGCCCAGCGUGAGAAUGCUGCAGCCGUGCAGAAGGCAGCCGAGCACUACAGCAGGCAGAUGGCCCAGCGACUGGUGCUCCCCACAGACACGCUCCAGGAGCUGCUGGACGUGCACGCAGCCUGUGAGAGGGAAGCCGUUGAAAUCUUCAUGGAGCACUCCUUCAAGGAUGAUACCGGGGAAUUCCAGAAGAACCUUUUGGAAACCACAGAGCAGAAAAAGGAAGACUUCCUGCUGCAGAAUGAAGAGGCCUCUGUCAAAUACUGCCAGGCUGAGCUUACACGGCUCUCAGCGUCCCUGAUGGAAAGUAUUUCAAGAGGGGUUUUCUCUGCGCCUGAAGGCCACCGUCUCUACUUAGAAGCAAGAAAAAGGAUUGAAGAGGAGUAUGAGCUGGUGCCCAGGAAGGGAGUGAAGGCAACUGAGGUGCUCCAGACCUUCUUGCAGUCUCAGGCAGCAGCAGAGAACUCCAUCCUGCAGGCAGACAAGGCUCUCACUGCUGGAGAGAAGGCCUUAGCAGCUGAGGAGGCCAAGAGGGAGGCCGCUGAGAAGGAACGGGAAGUGCUAAGACAGGGGGAGCAGGAGAUGCAGCAAAAGAUGGAGGCUCAAGAGAGAAGCUUCCAGGAGAACAUCGCUCAACUGAAGGAGAAGAUGGAGCGGGAAAGGGAGGACCUCCUCAGAGAGCAGGAGAGGAUGCUGGAGCACAAGCUGAAGGCAACUGAGGUGCUCCAGACCUUCCUGCAGUCUCAGACAGCAACAGAGAACUCCAUCCUGCAGGCAGACAAGGCUCUCACUGAUGCAGAGAAGGCCCUAGCAGCUGAGGAGGCCAAGAGGGAGGCCGCUGAGAAGGAACGGGAAGUGCUAAGACAGAGGGAGCAGGAGAUGCAGCAAAAGAUGGAGGCUCAAGAGAGAAGCUUCCAGGAGAACAUCGCUCAACUGAAGGAGAAGAUGGAGCGGGAAAGGGAGGACCUCCUCAGAGAGCAGGAGAGGAUGCUGGAGCACAAGCUGAAGGCAACUGAGGUGCUCCAGACCUUCCUGCAGUCUCAGGCAGCAACAGAGAACUCCAUCCUGCAGGCAGACAAGGCUCUCACUGAUGCAGAGAAGGCCCUAGCAGCUGGGGAGGCCAAGAGGGAGGCCGCUGAGAAGGAACGGGAAGUGCUAAGACAGAGGGAGCAGGAGAUGCAGCAAAAGAUGGAGGCUCAAGAGAGAAGCUUCCAGGAGAACAUCGCUCAACUGAAGGAGAAGAUGGAGCGGGAAAGGGAGGACCUCCUCAGAGAGCAGGAGAGGAUGCUGGAGCACAAGCUGAAGGUUCAAAAAGACAUGCUUACAGAAGGAUUUAAUAAGGAAGCUGAUAUGCUACAUAAAGAGAUUAAUCGGAUAACAGAAGAUAUGGCAGCAAUUAAAAAUCAAGAAGGGUGGUCUUCAGCGAUUCUUUCUUUUGUGGGUGGUAUAUUUGGUUCCGUAUUGGGUAGGCUGUCAAAGGCAGGUAUUUCAAGGCUGUUAAGACUGAGUCGAAGAAUUUUAUAGGCUGAGAUUUCCUGGGCAGGAAAAUAUAAAAUGGGCUUUCUUCUUCAUUUUAAUAGCAUAAUAGUGUUGCUCAUCGUAAAAAGUAUGUAUGUCAUACAAGUUUCAUUAAAAAUUUACAAAUGAUGGGAUUGUAUUGGAAUCCCCUGGAACAUUUCUAACUCCACCAUUUGGGGUAAGUUCGAUUGAGCAUGUAUGAAAUUGUACAUCUCCUCCAUCUCUUAUUCCCACUCUUAUAUUUAAUAGAUAUCACUUUUCAGUUAAAAUUUAAACACUUAAGAAUAAUUGUGUGUUAAUUACAGAGUUCAACCAAUAGUACUGGAACAGAAAAAUACUAAAAUUGAUAAAAUAUUAUAUUGUACAUCAACAGUCAGGACAAGAGCUGAUCAAGUCACUGUUUCUCAUAGUGUCCAUUUCACUUCAACAAGUUGGCAUGUACCAAUGCCAUCUCACUAGUCCAAGUGAUCAAUUUCAGUUCACAAUUGAUCACAUUGAUAGGUCUAAGAGUCAAAGGGAUCACACAAACAAGACUAGUGUCUGCUAAUACUAACUGAUAGAAUCAAAAAGGGAGAGAAUGAUCCAUCAUAGGAAGCGGGAUACACAGCAGACUCAUAGAAUGGCAGAUGUCCUAAACAGCACUCUGGCCUCAGAAUCAGCCCUUAAGGCAUUUGGAUCAGGCUGAAAAGCCCAUGAGAGUAUGUUAGGCAUGGAAAGGCAAGACACUCUGGAAAAAAGAAAAAAAAAAGAAGAGCUAAAUGAAGGAUCUCUGUGAGUGAGAUCCCAGUGGAAAGAACGGGUCAUCAAAGAAGGAGGUACCUUUCUCUGAAGGGAGGAGAGAACUUCCACUUUGACUAUGACCCUGUCGGAAUAAGAUCGAAGUCAGCAAACUCAAAAGGCUUCCAUAGCCUUGGCAGCUCAUGACUAGAUCCUAGGGAGAUUACUGACGCCAUAAACAAGAGUGUCAACUUGUUAAGUCAACAACAGGAGUUACUGUGUACUUACUUCUCAUGUGGGAUCUGUCCUUAAUGUGUUGUCCAAUGUGAAGUAAUGCUAUAACUAGUACUGAAACAGUAUUUUAUACUUUGUGUUUCUAUGUGGGUGCAAACAGAUGAAACCUUUACUUAAUAUAUACUAAAUCGAGCUUCUGUAUAUAAAGAUAGAAAAUGAAUCUUGAUGUGAAUGGAA
This is a messenger RNA of Oryctolagus cuniculus (rabbit), 3801 nucleotides long. The record is from RefSeq and is a predicted model, not a curated record. Lineage: Eukaryota; Metazoa; Chordata; Mammalia; Lagomorpha; Leporidae.